UCGUAUAAUGGAUGAACUGGAUGAAAAUGGCUACUGCGUCAUACCAGACGUCGUACCUGCCGAGGAGUGUGACCAGUACGUAGCGGAGUACAAGAACUGGCUCUCUCAGUUCGAUGACGACGACUGGCCUUCUCAGAUGCACUCCAUCAUCCAUAGCUACCGCAUCGGCCACUUCGACACCACGUGGAGGGCGCGACUGAAGACGCGGAAAGUCUUUGAGGAAAUCUGGCAGACUAAAAAACUACUGACAAGUGUCGACGGCGUCGCAAUCUCGCCUCCGCCGGAAGAAGGAUUCAACCAUUACGCUGCAGAUUCACGCUGGUUGCAUUUGGACCAAAGCGGGGCUCGUAAGGGGUUGCACGUGUAUCAGGGAGCCCUGUAUCUGGAGAGCACGAGCGAGACCGACUACUGUUUCCGGGUCAUGAAGGGGUCGAACAGACAUUGCGACGAGUUUUACGAGACGCAUGAAAAAGCGAAGAGGAAAGGAAGAGGCGUCGACUUCUAUAAGCUGACGUCAGAGCAGGUCAGCUGGUUCAAAGCGCGAGACUGUGACGUCAUCAAAGUUCCGGUACCAAAAGGCGGGGUUAUAAUCUGGGAUUCGAGAACCGUUCACGACAACGUCAGACCGGAAUACGGCAGACCCAAUACAGACAGAUGGCGCUGCGUCGUGUUCACGUGCAUGGGGCCGGCGAAGUGGGCGUCACCACGGGAUAUGGCUGUCAAGAGGAAAGCCUACAAGCAGCUGCAGAUGACGUCACACUGGCCUUGCCAGGGCGUCAGGGUGUUCGAAUCUAGCUGCUUCUCUCUCAAGAAAGUCGAGAACAUCCCGGACAAGAUGCCGGAAAUCGCGUGUUCUGAUGACGUCAGACGAUUGUGUGGAAACAAAGCGUACGAUUUUGAAGAUGAAGAAUCCAAUGGGCCGGAGUGGGAACCAGAGUGGAGGACGUAAACAUGGCCCAGUCGUUAACUCAUCAGUUCCCUUAGGUGCUCGGUUCAUAACUCGAAACAAAUAUUAUAUUUAUAUAAAUUUGAUAUAUCUCAGUGGUGACGUGUAAUAAGUUAUAUUUUAAAUAACAAUUUUUUUCCUGUUAAUGACUGUCAUGAAUAGACUGCCAAAAUAAUUGUAAUGUUAAACGUAGAC
This is a messenger RNA of Gigantopelta aegis, 1141 nucleotides long. RefSeq lists its product as uncharacterized. Lineage: Eukaryota; Metazoa; Mollusca; Gastropoda; Neomphalida; Peltospiridae. The transcript has a single exon. The coding region runs from base 8 to 949 and encodes 313 amino acids. The record is from RefSeq and is a predicted model, not a curated record.